AUGUGAGCGGAGCAUGUGGUGUUUAUUUAUGUAACAGAAAAGGAAAUAUCUACAUUUAAAUAGUAUUUUAUUUACAGUGAAUAAGUUAUGGAAACAGAAAAUAUCAAUGUGGACGAAUUUCUACCGCCAAAAAAUGCGGUGAAGUUAAAAAAUAUUAAAAGAAGAGCGGUGUCUGAAUCUGGCGAUGGAAUGGAAAUAGAAGAACAUAAUGGCAUUCAAGGGAAAGUUAAACACUCACGCUCUAGACCCAAGAAAGUUAAAAAGAACACCGAACCGAAUGAAGCUAAAGUGAACAUGAGAAAAGUGGCAGUGCCAGCACACAGAUAUACACCUUUAAAAGAAAACUGGCUGAAAAUAUUCACACCCAUUGUGGAACAUCUACUGCUACAGGUCAGAUUCAACACAAAGACUCGGAAUGUAGAGAUUAAAGUUGGCCCUGAGACAAAAGAUAUUGCCAAUUUACAGAAAGCAGCAGAUUUCGUAAAGGCUUUCAUCUAUGGUUUUGAUGUUGAAGACGCCUUGGCCUUACUCAGACUUGAUGACUUGUUUGUAGAAUCAUUUGAAAUAAAGGAUGUAAAAAAUUUACAAGGUGAUCAUAUGGGUCGUGCUAUUGGUCGACUUGCAGGCAAAGCUGGAAGAACGAAAUUCACAAUAGAGAAUGUUACAAAGACUAGAAUAGUCUUGGCAGACUCGAAGAUUCAUAUCCUAGGCAGUUAUCAAAAUAUUGCAUUGGCAAGGAGAGCUAUAUGUAACCUUAUUAUGGGAUCACCACCUUCUAAAGUCUAUGGUAACUUAAGAAAUGUCGCCAACAGAGUAGCAGAAAGGUUCUAGUUAUACAAUAAAUAUAUUUAUGUUUCAAUAAUAAU
Molecule: messenger RNA, 866 nt
Organism: Diatraea saccharalis (sugarcane borer)
Lineage: Eukaryota; Metazoa; Arthropoda; Insecta; Lepidoptera; Crambidae
Source: the annotation of a GenBank genome assembly